UAAUAUAAAUUCGGUUGUGCACUGCUCUACCCUCUCCGCAAGCUUUGCUCAUCUAUCUUCUUCUCUUUCCCCCCAAAAUCCUCAAGAUUUGACAAACUCCUUCACUCAACUUUCUAUCAAUUUAGAAUUGGCCCGCAAAAAUCACCAGAACCAUGUCCGCCCCAACUUUCCACAACUACGCCACAAUGGAGAAGAAAUCCGAGGAAUUUCACUACUCCCAAUCGACCAUCGUCAACGGCAUCAUCAAAACAUCUGGACAAGGAGGCUGGGAUGCGGAAGGCGUCAUUACCUCCGAUCCCAAGAAGCAGGUCGAGUUUGCUUUCGAGAACGUCGUAAAAGCAUUGGAUGCAGCGAAGAAGGGCGCUUCGUGGAAAGAUGUUUACGCUGUCCGAUCAUACCACACAAAUAUCGACGAAUCGGCCGAGUAUGUGAUUGAGCUCUUCAACAACUACAUGCCAGACCACAGGCCUAUCUGGACGUGUGUUGAAAUCUCCAAGUUGGGUAUCGAGGGGAUGCAGGUUGAGAUUGAGGUGGAGGCCCAGGCGUAG
This is a messenger RNA of Periconia digitata, 548 nucleotides long. The record is from the annotation of a GenBank genome assembly. NCBI's taxonomy places the organism in Eukaryota, Fungi, Ascomycota, Dothideomycetes, Pleosporales, Periconiaceae.